Zingiber officinale is the source of this 2303-nucleotide messenger RNA. Its product is annotated as dihydrolipoyllysine-residue succinyltransferase component of 2-oxoglutarate dehydrogenase complex 2, mitochondrial-like. Gene Ontology annotation, molecular function: dihydrolipoyllysine-residue succinyltransferase activity. Lineage: Eukaryota; Viridiplantae; Streptophyta; Magnoliopsida; Zingiberales; Zingiberaceae. The transcript has 12 exons. Gene Ontology annotation, cellular component: oxoglutarate dehydrogenase complex. The coding region runs from base 668 to 2047 and encodes 459 amino acids. The record is from RefSeq and is a predicted model, not a curated record. Gene Ontology annotation, biological process: tricarboxylic acid cycle.
UCUGUGAUCAUCUUAUCGUUUAUUGGAUCGGGCUUUUGUGACCUUGCGAGUUCUUAAAGUCGAGCGAAGAGGAGUUGUAUUUUUUUUUUUAAUCUUCUUCUGUUCGAGAGGAAUUUUUUCUUCGGGGAGGGAUGUGGUGACUUCCAGCAAGGCGAGAUGUAGAUCUGGAUUGAGGCGAGCUAGGCCGAAUUGGGAGAAGAAAUUAAAAAAAAAAAAAAGAGUGCCGAAUAAGGACUUGCUGAAUUUCCCACGGUCGAGAUCCUUGUUAGGGUUUUGUUCUCUGACGCUAUAUGGUGUUGAAAUCUAUGGGCAACUUCUCCAAAACAAUUUUUGUGUGUGUGUGUGUUUGUGUUUGUGUUUUGCUCGUUGUUCCCUUGAAAUAGAAAACAAAUAAUGUUUUUUUUUAUAAUUAUCAUCAAAUGAACCUGCAGCCUUCUUAAUCUUGUAGUGAACACACUACCAAAGUGAAAAAGUUCACAGAGAUGCGAAUGUGCCUCAAUUUCAAUUUUUAACUUUCAAUGAGCAUUUUUGAAUUGCAAUAUAUGAUUAUUCCUUAAACAUACAAAUUCUAUACGUUAGCAUAUUAUUUGGAUUUGGAACUUUUUUUAGGUUUUUGCUGAUUAUGGCUUGCAAUGAUUUGCAAUGCUUGUAAACUUGAUAGUAGAUUAUGGUUAAUUUACUCUGUCUCACUUAUGUAUAUCUACUUUAUAAUGGGUACCUUGAAGCACUAAUUAUCCUUAUCUGCAUCAUUUUAUUUCAGGCCUUAUUUCUCAUGAGAAGUUAUGGUCAUGCCCGACAGAUCAGCCAUUACAUUCUCCCUGGUGGCCCUGUUUGUACAAAGCCUAUGAGGGAAGUUAUGGAGUUCUUCCCAAGGUCAACAUCCUACAAUCUGUGGAGUAGGUUCUUUUCUUCUGAAAAUGGUGAUCUAGUUGAUGCUGUUGUCCCAUUCAUGGGUGAAUCUAUAACCGAUGGGACUUUAGCAACUUUUCUAAAGAAACCUGGUGAUAGAGUUGAAGUUGAUGAACCUAUUGCCCAGAUUGAAACUGACAAGGUAACUAUUGAUGUUGCUAGUCCUGAAGCUGGAGUUAUUCAGAAGUUCAUUGCCAAAGAAGGCGAUACAGUGACUCCUGGGACCAAAGUUGCUGUUAUCUCUAAGUCUGCUCCUACCGACACUCAUGUAGCUCCAUCAGAUGAGAUAGCUGGUAAGGAUACUUCACCUGCCGUUCCUGUUGAGAAGAACAUUGAUGCACAAGUGCCAAAAGUGGAAGCUCCCAUUAAAGAGAAGCCAAAAGUACCCUCUCCUCCAUCCCCUAAAAUCUCACCUUCAGAACCUCAACUUCCUCCCAAGGAAAGGGAAAGACGUGUUCCUAUGCCGAGACUAAGGAAAAGAGUUGCUACACGGUUGAAGGAUUCACAAAAUACAUUUGCAUUAUUGACCACGUUUAAUGAAGUGGACAUGACUAAUCUGAUGAAGCUCCGAUCUGAAUACAAAGAUGCCUUUCUAGAAAAGCAUGGUGUGAAGUUGGGACUCAUGUCCGGUUUUAUAAAGGCUGCUGUUUCUGGACUCCAAAACCAGCCAGUCAUCAAUGCUGUCAUUGACGGCGAUGACAUCAUAUACCGGGAUUAUAUUGAUAUCAGUAUAGCUGUUGGUACACCUAAGGGCCUUGUGGUUCCAGUUAUCCGUAAUGCCGAUAGAAUGAAUUUUGCGGAAAUAGAGAAGGAGAUUAACACCCUUGCUAAGAAGGCGAACAAUGGAACCAUUUCAAUAGACGAGAUGGCUGGAGGCACAUUCACCAUCUCAAACGGUGGUGUAUAUGGAAGUCUCCUGAGUACCCCAAUCAUCAACCCCCCACAAUCUGCCAUAUUAGGCAUGCACUCCAUAGUGCCCCGACCGAUGGUGGUUGACGGUAGCAUUGUCUCGAGGCCAAUGAUGUAUAUUGCGUUGACCUAUGAUCACCGACUAAUUGACGGAAGAGAAGCUGUCUUCUUCGUGCGGCGCAUUAAAGAUGUGGUUGAAGAUCCACGAAGGCUACUCCUCGACUUGUAGGUACACCGAAAGGCUGAUGGUUCGUUGAUGCUUUUCAGUGGCAAAAUAAUUUUGCGAAACAUUUAAUUUAAUUCCUACCGCAAUUUUUUCAAUACAUCAAUGAGAAUGUGAGUUGCAUCAUGACUUUGUUUCCUUAGCAGAGACUAUACAUUUGAUUUAGUGUGGAAUUGAGAUUCCACAAUCACAUUGAACAUUGUCAAUUUGAGUUAAUGGAUCAUAAACGGCUUCAAUGUCUGGGGUCAAAAUCUUUAAUUUG